Molecule: messenger RNA, 5243 nt
Organism: Sebastes umbrosus (honeycomb rockfish)
Lineage: Eukaryota; Metazoa; Chordata; Actinopteri; Perciformes; Sebastidae
Gene: pds5b
Product: PDS5 cohesin associated factor B
Exons: 35
Coding region: 178-4437 (1419 amino acids)
Biological process (GO): mitotic sister chromatid cohesion; DNA repair
Cellular component (GO): chromatin; nucleus
Molecular function (GO): DNA binding
Source: RefSeq, a predicted model, not a curated record
ACAUGAAGUCUCUAUAGGUGUCGCUGCGCACUCACUGAUGGUUUGAACCCAUGGGGCUCUGAAUCUACACAUAUUGGCGCCAUUUUGGAGCUAGGAGGGGGAAGAGAGCUGCAGAGAGGAGGAGAGGACACGAUUGAUCACAAUUCACCGUUAACAGGCAGUGAAGAGCUAAAGAGAAUGGCUCACUCUAAAGCUCGAGUCACAGAUGGGAAGGUGACCUACCCCCCGGGGGUCAAGGAGAUCUCUGACAAAAUCUCCAAAGAGGAAAUGGUCCGCAGGCUCAAGAUGGUUGUGAAGACCUUCAUGGACAUGGACCAGGACUCUGAGGAAGAGAAGGAACUGUACCUGAACCUGGCCCUCCACCUGGCCUCAGACUUCUUCCUCAAACACCCAGACAAGGACGUGCGUUUGCUGGUGGCCUGCUGUCUGGCAGACAUAUUCAGGAUUUACGCUCCAGAGGCGCCCUACACCUCCCCAGAUAAACUCAAGGACAUUUUCAUGUUCAUCACAAGACAGCUCAAAGGACUGGAGGACACUAAAAGUGCUCAGUUCAACAGAUACUUCUACUUGCUUGAGAACAUAGCAUGGGUGAAGUCCUACAAUAUUUGCUUUGAGCUUGAAGACAGCAAUGAGAUAUUCACCCAGCUUUACAGAACGCUCUUCCAGGUCAUCAACAAUGGUCACAACCAGAAGGUGCACAUGCAUAUGGUGGACCUGAUGAGCUCCAUCAUCUGCGAGGGAGACACUGUUUCGCAGGAGCUGUUGGACACCGUGUUGGUCAACCUGGUGCCAGCACACAAGAAUUUGAAUAAACAAGCGUAUGACCUGGCCAAAGCUCUGCUGAAGAGGACUGCUCAGGCUAUCGAGCCUUACAUCACCAAUUUCUUCAACCAGGUGCUGAUGCUGGGAAAGACCUCGGUCAGCGAUCUGUCCGAACACGUCUUUGACCUCAUCUUGGAGCUUUACAACAUAGACAGCCACCUGCUGCUCUCAGUGCUGCCGCAGCUCGAGUUUAAGCUCAAGAGUAAUGAUAACGAUGAGAGACUGCAGGUGGUGAAGCUGCUGGCGAAGAUGUUUGGAGCCAAGGACUCUGAGCUGGCCGCACAGAACAAACCCCUCUGGCAGUGUUACCUGGGCAGGUUUAAUGACAUCCACGUGCCUAUCAGACUGGAGUGUGUUAAGUUUGCCAGUCAUUGUCUCAUGAACCACCCAGACCUGGCCAAAGACCUCACAGAGUUCUUAAGGGUACGAUCACAUGACCCAGAGGAGGCCAUCCGCCAUGAUGUCAUCGUCUCUAUAGUAACUGCUGCCAAGAAAGACUUGUCUCUAGUGAAUGAUGCACUGCUCAAUUUUGUAAAGGAGAGGACUUUGGACAAAAGAUGGCGUGUACGUAAGGAGGCCAUGAUGGGCCUGGCAUCGAUCUACAGGAAGUACUCGCUGCAGGGAGAGGGAGGGCGGGAGGCCUCUAAACAGAUUUCCUGGAUCAAAGACAAGCUGCUCCAUAUCUACUACCAGAACAGCAUCGAUGACAGGUUGCUGGUGGAGCGGGUCUUUGCCCAGUACAUGGUUCCUCACAACCUGGAAACUGCUGAGAGGAUGAAGUGUCUUUACUACCUGUACGCCACCCUGGACACAAACGCUGUCAAAGCUUUGAAUGAGAUGUGGAAGUGCCAGAAUCUGCUGAGACACCAUGUGAAAGACCUGCUGGACUUGAUCAAAAAACCCAAGUCUGAAGCAUCGAGCAAGGCCGUAUUCGCCAAAGUCAUGGUGAUCACAAGGAACCUGCCAGACCCGGGCAAGGCUCAGGACUUUGUGAAGAAGCUGGCUCAGGUCCUUGAUGAUGACGAGCGGAUCAGAGAUCAGUUGGAAACCUUGGUCAGCCCCUCAUGCUCCUGCAAGCAAGCUGAAGUCUGUGUGCGAGACAUCACUAAAAAGCUCGGCAGCCCUAAACAGCCCAGCAAUCCAUUCCUGGAAAUGGUCAAGUUCCUGCUGGAGAGAAUUGCUCCUGUACACAUCGACACAGAGUCCAUCAGUGCUUUGAUAAAACAGGUUAACAAAUCUAUAGAUGGAACAGCUGAUGAUGAUGAGGAGGGUGUCCCCACUGAGGAGGCCAUCAGAGCAGGACUGGAACUGCUGAAGGUGCUGUCGUUCACACACCCGGUGUCGUUCCACUCUGCAGAGACAUUUGAGUCUCUCUUGGGUUGUCUGAAGAUGGAUGACGAGAAGGUCGCCGAGGCCGCGCUGCAGAUCUUUAAGAACACGGGCAGCAAGAUGGAAGAGAGUUUCCCUCACAUCAAAUCUGUUUUGCUGCCGGUACUGCAGGCCAAAGCCAAGAGAGGCCCCCCUCGCCAGGCCAAGUAUGCCAUCCACUGCAUCAACGCCAUGUUCACCAACAGAGACACACACUUCGCCCAAAUUUUCGAGCCUCUACACAAAGGCCUAGAUCCCGCUAACCUGGAGCAGCUCAUCACUCCUUUGACCACCCUGGGUCACCUGGCUCAGCUGGCCCCAGAACAGUUUGCUGCACCGCUCAAAUCUCUAGUCGCCAACUUCAUUGUGAAGGAUCUGCUCAUGAAUGACAGGGUCCCGGGCAAGAAGACAACCAAACUUUGGGUUCCUGAUGAAGAAGUGUCCCCGGAGACUCUGGCCAAGAUCCAGGGUAUAAAGCUGAUGGUGCGGUGGUUACUAGGAGUGAAGAACAACCAGAGCAAAUCAGGCAACUCCACCCUGAGGAUGCUGACUGCUAUUCUACACAGCGAUGGAGACUUAACCGAGCAGGGCAGGAUGGGUAAACCAGACAUGUCAAGGCUGCGGCUGGCAGCGGCGUGCGCCCUGCUGAAGCUGGCACAGGAACCCUGCUAUCACGAAAUCAUCACGCUGGAGCAGUAUCAGCUGUGCGCUCUCGUCAUCAACGAUGAGUGCUACCAGGUGCGACAGUGUUUUUCCCAGAAGCUCCACCGAGGCCUGUGCCGCCUCCGUCUGCCUCUGGAGUACAUGGCAGUGUUCGCUUUGUGUGCCAAGGACCCUGUCAAGGAGAGGAGGGCUCACGCUCGCCAGUGCCUGGUGAAAAACGUCAACAUACGCCGGGAGUACCUCAAACAGCACGCCGCCAUCAGCGACAAGCUGUUCUCUCUGCUGCCGGAGUAUGUGGUGCCCUACACCAUCCACCUGCUGGCACAUGACCCAGACUACGUCAAAGUACAGGACAUCGAGCAGCUCAAAGAAAUUAAAGAGGCUCUGUGGUUCGUCCUGGAGAUCAUCAUGGCCAAGAAUGAGAACAACAGCCACGCCUUCAUAAGGAAAAUGGUGGAAAAUAUCAAACAGACGAAAGACGCCCAGGCCCCCACAGAUGCCAAAACCAACGAGAAACUCUACACAGUGUGUGAUGUAGCCAUGCACAUUAUCAUGUCAAAGAGCACCACCUACAGCCUCGAGUCCCCUAAAGACCCCGUGCUGCCCUCAUGCUACUUCACCAAACCCGACAAGAAUUUCAGCAACACAAAAAAUUUCCUCCCACCAGAGAUGAAGUCAUUCUUCACACCAGGAAAGCCCAAGUCGGCGAACGUUUUGGGUGCAGUAAACAAGCCGCUAGCGUCGGCGGGGAAACAGAUCCAGAGUAAAGCUUCUCGUAUGGAGACUGCCAGCAACGACGACUCGUCGUCCAACCCGGGCUCCCCACAACGCAGCAAGACCAGGCUUGACAGCACAGAGAUGGAUCACAGUGAAAACGAGGACAUCAGCCUAAAGAGAGCAGACAGCACUGACAAGGAUAUUGAAAAGCCCCGUGGUCGCAAACGUGGCAUGACCACCACUGACGACCAGGACAGCAAACCAAAGCGCGGACGCAAGAAGGCGGCGGCCAUCACACCUGCAGCGGUUGAGUCCGAGGACCAGUGGGACGAGGACAAUCGGCCGGAGGAUGAACAGAACAGCCCGCCGAAGAAAGGACGCAGGGGCCGGCCUCCAAAGGCCGCUACUCCAAAGGCCGCUACUCCCAGUCAGGAUACUCCUACCAAGGGGAAGAGGGGGCGAAAGAAGGCUGCUCCUCCACCAGAAGAAGAGGAGGAGGAAGAGGAGGAGGAAGAGGAGAAAGUGGAGGAGGAAGCAGCAGCAGAAGAAGCAGAGGAAGAAGAGGAUGACGGGAGCAGUGAAAAUAUAGAGUUGAAGACCAAGGGAGGCAGACCAACCAGGGCGCCGCGGCGAUCACAAGGCAGCACGGAGUCAGCAGAGUCCACACCGCAGAAAAGGAGAGGACGUCCACCCAAAUCAGCUCAGCCACCUGCCAAGAAACCAGCGCGUGCUGGGCGAUCGAAAGCAGCUGCUGCUGCUAAAGAGGACUCUGAGGAAGAAGAUGAAGAAGAAGAAGAGGAGGAGCAGCCGCAGGAGGACGAGCCAACACCGAAGGGUCGCAAGAAGCCAGCAGGGCGAAGAAGAUGAGCUGAAAAAUGAGGGAAGACAAACAGAAGCAGCGCGUCUACUCUCAAGUCGGGGAGGAAUGACGUAGAAAAGAAAAUAUGGACACUGAACUUUUUAAACUUUUCAUACGCCGACGCUCCUACUGUUACACCGAUUCACACACUUGCAUAUACCACAUGCACACUACAUCAGUACAUCCGUAUCAUCAGCUGUGGGUUGUUGCAUUGUGUCGCAUUGUGAUGAUGUUCGCCACAUUAAGUAGAAAUAAUUUUAACAGAAAAACAAAAAAAAGAUCACUUGUAAAUAGUCUCUUAUGUCUGUUUCAUGUUCUCUUGUUGUGUUUGAUACUGACUGGGGGGAUGCUGUGAAGCCUUUUGCCCUGCCAAUAUUAUUAUUAUUAUUAUUAUUAUUAUUAUAAUUAUUAUUAAAAUGCUCCCAUAAAGCAAUAUUGCUUAUCAAUCAUUCCCUGUGUCACACUUUUAAAAACUGAAAGAGAUUACCCAUUAUCUUUUUUUUGUGACGUUAAUUGUGUCAUUUUACUUUAAAAGAAAACAUACGUUUUUGUUUACAGCUCUGUAUAUUAAUACCUUUUUUACCAUGUAUUGGAAAAUAAUAAAAAAAAAAAUUGUCAGAAACCUGUCCAAAUGUAGAGUUGCCUCUGGAAAAAGAUUGUAGUGUGCGUCUCAUUUUUAGGUUUGUACUUACUGGUAGAUGGAAGUCCUGAGCAGCUGUGCUUGUAGUGUUUUGUCACUGCUGAUUAACUUUGGCUUUCACAUCCACCCAGUCAGAUCCUCCGUUGUAUCAAUAUAAUUCUCUAUAAAACCUGA